Messenger RNA from Pelagomonas calceolata, 814 nucleotides. Lineage: Eukaryota; Pelagophyceae; Pelagomonadales; Pelagomonadaceae. The record is from the annotation of a GenBank genome assembly.
GAGCUUUUUUGGCCAUCCAUUUGCUCUUACAACGCACAGUACGACACCAAAAGAAGCAAUGUACAACACCAUACCAGAGACGACGCCCCAGGAGGAGCCGCGCCAGCCCAGGAAGGCCCUCGGAAUGAUCGUCGCGGUCUCUCUCCUCCUCGGUGCCAGCACGGCGACGAUCUACGCCAAGGCCGGAGUCGCGGCGAGCCUCGAGGUCACUCCAGGGGCUACUUACACCAAGGAGUGGACCUGCUCCGCGCCCUACGUCGACACUGCCGUUUACGGCCAGUCGAGCGGACCGCUGUCCACCGCGGGGCUGACCGUCACGCUACAAGGGGUCGAACUCACUGAGACCGGAGAGACUUCUUUCGAGUUCGGACGGUACGAACACGUUACCGCCGAGUUGGUACCCAGCGCUGGUGUGACGGUGUCCGACUGGGCGUUCGGGGGACUCAUAGGCGACGUCUCGGCCGAGGGCGACCGGGCCCUUCCUGGCGAUGCUGGAGUUCAGGUCUCCUGCACCGGUUUGUCGGGGAUCGCAGGGCCAGUCGUCAACAAGGAGACGGGAGGCACGCCGGCCACGGCAAUUUACGUUGCCUAUGGCUACACCUAUGGCGAGACGGGGCAAAUCAUUGUCACGGCGUUCGUCGGCGACAAGUACUACCAGAGCACGUUCCAAGUUCACGUCGUGACCAAGGGCAUCAAUCACGACGGCGCGAUGGCGCGCUCCGUCGGCGUCGCCGCGCUGGCCGGCACCAUGGCGGUCCUUCUGAUGGUGUGAGUCGUGCCUGAUACAAGACCGGGCCACGAAGGGCCCCUUUCG